This is a messenger RNA of Esox lucius (northern pike), 1964 nucleotides long. RefSeq names its product 1-acylglycerol-3-phosphate O-acyltransferase 4 (lysophosphatidic acid acyltransferase, delta) (gene agpat4). NCBI's taxonomy places the organism in Eukaryota, Metazoa, Chordata, Actinopteri, Esociformes, Esocidae. The record is from RefSeq and is a predicted model, not a curated record. The coding region runs from base 389 to 1516 and encodes 375 amino acids. Gene Ontology annotation, molecular function: 1-acylglycerol-3-phosphate O-acyltransferase activity. Gene Ontology annotation, cellular component: mitochondrial outer membrane; endomembrane system. The transcript has 9 exons.
CUCAUUGGUAGUGCCAACCUUUGACACAAGAAGCGUUGAGCAAUACGAAUGACCAAAUUGACGCAAUAUGAGUUUCUUUCCUCGCCUGAUUUAGAAAAAAAAUGAAAGAUUACCGAGCCAGGAAGGCGAGUACGCACUUUUGCGCACUUGAUACAAUGCCAAGGGAAAGUGGCGUGUCGUGUGUGAGGUUGUCCGCGGGCUGGGUGUUCCUAUAAUUAGUUUGAAUGAGUUAAUCUAUAGAAAUCAAGUGAUCACCCCACACGCUUGGUUUGGUUUGUAAAUCAGAUCAAGUUCAUACUCUGUUUGGAGACAGAAUACCUGUCAUUGCCGGGGAAGCUCCCUCAGAAGGAACCAAAGCCCACGAGGUCUAAUCACUCCUCUCCUGUAGAUGGGUCUGGUACAGUGGUUGAAGAGCCAGUUCUUGUGUCAACUGAUCAUCUGCUAUGGAUUCUUGGUCAGCGGUCUCCUGAUUAACUUAUUACAGAUCUGCACACUGCCCCUCUGGCCGAUCAACAAGCAGCUGGCCAGGAAGAUCAACUGCAAACUGGGAUACUCUCUAACCAGCCAGUCUGUGGCAAUCUUGGAGUGGUGGUCUGGCACUGAAGUCACUUUAUACACAGACCCGGAGAGCUGCCGACACUAUGGCAAGGAGAACGCCAUUGUCAUUCUCAACCACAACUUUGAAAUAGACUUUCUUUGUGGCUGGAGCUUCUGUGACCGAUUUGGGCUCCUUGGGUCGUCAAAAUGUUUAGCCAAGAAGGAGUUGUCGUACAUGCCUAUCAUUGGCUGGAUGUGGUACUUCCUGGAGAUGGUGUUCAUUAAGAGGAAGUGGGAGGAAGACGAGACGUGCUUUGUCCAGAGUCUUCAGAACCUACGGGAUUACCCUGAGAAGUUCUGGUUCCUGAUCCAAUGUGAGGGAACCCGCUUUACAGCGGAAAAGCAUCGCAUCAGCAUGGAGGUGGCUGAGAAGAAAGGCCUGCCCAAACUCAAACACCAUAUCCUGCCGAGGACCAAGGGCUUUUGGGUAGCUGUCCAGAAACUCAGAGGGACAGUUGCUGCGGUUUACUGUUGUACCCUAAAUUUCCGAAACGGCGAAACGCCAACCCUGCGGGGGGUUAUCAGUGGGACGACCUAUCAUCCAGACAUCUACAUACGGAGAAUCCCUCUGGGUUCUGUACCUGAAGAUGAGACUGAGUGUUCUGCCUGGCUUCACAAACUCUACCAGGAGAAGGACAAGUUCCAGGAGGACUACAUACAGACCGGGCGUUUCCCAGGACCCAUAGUCACAGCACCCCGCUCACCCUGGACCCUGAUCAACUGGUUGGUCUGGACCAGCCUCCUCCUCUACACCCUCUGCCUUGUCCUGUUCCAAGUCGUGACGUCUGGGUCCAUUCUCACCACACUGGCCACUGUGUUUCUCUGCUUUGCGGUGUCGUUUGGUGUACGCCGGAUGAUCGGGGAGACCGAAAUCAGGAAAAGCUCCAGAUACGGUGUCCCGGUUAACAACAACAACUGAGGUGAUGACAUUAUAACCCCAGUGUGCCAGCACCACAUAAACUGACAUCGCCAAUCUGACAACCAAAGCAAAUCUCCACGCUGCCCCAGGAGACGACUCCCAAGAGAGGAUUCAUCGCUGGUCCGGGAUAUAGGUGUAGUGAGGCAGGACGAGACCGUGUCGGCUGGUUCCUAAACGUUUAGAAAGGCACAGCUGUACGCUAAUGUCAGGUCUAAGGGGUUGGUGGUUGGCUUGACUGAGCCUAUAAAAAGCGGACACAUCCGGAGUUCUAACUCCUGCUGGCCUUCGUUGUUCUUGUCAAAAGCCAAGAUGAGCAGUGUGAAUGAAACGUGGUGACUUUGUCCAUUGCCCUUUAAAUGCACUGAUGAAAUUGUAAUUAAAUUUAAGAAUUCACGUGUUAUGUAUUUGCAUUUAAAUAAAGACCAAAGAAUAAACUGUAAACCUCUGA